Paraglomus occultum is the source of this 1077-nucleotide messenger RNA. NCBI's taxonomy places the organism in Eukaryota, Fungi, Glomeromycota, Glomeromycetes, Paraglomerales, Paraglomeraceae. The record is from the annotation of a GenBank genome assembly.
AUGGAUACAAGGGAGAGUACUGUUCAGACAGUUGCAGGGCUGACGCGUUACGAUCUGGUGAGGCCACAAAAUCGUGUAAGGAAUGCAAGACAUUUCCUGCAAUUAUGGCCUCAGACUGUUGUGGUUGGUUACAAUGUCGACGAUCAGGUGCCAACGCCAUGUGUUAUCUUUGUAAGAUCAAGAGAGUUUAUGACAAAUCCACGCUGUGGUGCAGUAAAAAGUGCAGAGACAACACACCAAAUUGGUCAAGCCUGGUCCGAGAGAGAAGUAAUCAACCAUGUCUUGUCUGUGGACAGCAAAACUCGUUUAAAGGGCGUGAUUGCUGUAGAUACGACACCCUGCCUAUUGAAAGUGCCGUCUACCAGUCAAAAGUUUUACGAUAUAACCCGUCAAUUUGAGACGGCAUGGAAACAUACAUACAAGACACUUCCUGAAAUUCAUUCGAUUUGGAGGAUAUGUUGUCCAGAGAAUUUGAUUCGUCGUUAUAAUGAAUAUCGUGAUGAAGUAGAGAAACGACAGAAAUUGGCAGAGAAACCAUUUCCCAAGGGACAGGGUCAACGGCGGGUUAUGACGGCUGGGAAUGAGCAGAGACGAUUUCAUGGGACUUCAAUGAAAUGUCUCCUGAACCUACUUUUGAGCGAAUCUCAGCGAGUACUUUGCUUAGAUCCACAGUGUUCCUUGUGUGGAAUAAUACGCUGCGGAUAUAGUCUGAAACAUGCAGGGACAAGCGCGGUAAGUGCGACUUUUCAGCGAUUUGGACCAGGCAUUUAUUUCUCUGGUACGUCAUCCAAAUCAGACGAUUACAACGAAGGCUCGGCUACUUUUUAUAAUGGAGAGAAAUAUAAAGCAAUGUUACUGAAUAAAUUGAUUGUUGGAAGAGGAUUCACAGAAACGAAAGAUAACGUACAACUAACUGAGCCACCGCCUGGAUAUGAUAGCGUCCUCGGCGAACCAAGAAUAACUAGCAAUUUGAACUAUGAUGAGGUUGUCGUUUACGAUGAACGAGCUUGCUUGCCAAAAUAUUUAAUCAUAUACAAGUGCCCCAAAACGAUUGCAUUACACAAAGAGCCUAUGUAG